Molecule: messenger RNA, 3030 nt
Organism: Acanthamoeba castellanii str. Neff
Lineage: Eukaryota; Discosea; Longamoebia; Acanthamoebidae
Exons: 3
Coding region: 1-3030 (1009 amino acids)
Source: RefSeq, a predicted model, not a curated record
AUGAAGAAGGUGAUCUCGCUUCCAUCGAGCCCUGCCGCCCUUCGCCGAUUCUCUCCAUCAUCUUCACAUUCGCCAUCAUCCUCUACACGCUCCUCCUCUACACACAACAACAAGACCACCUCGCCAGCGCUCAGGCGGCCAUCGCCCAACAGUCACCACCACCACAAGCCCAACAACAAGAAGAGCGCCAACAAGAAGAAGCUCUCCCUCUCCAUCAAGCUCGCCGCCAGCAGCGACAGCGAAUGGGGCCGGACCGACGACGAAGGCGAUGACGAUGACUCCACCACCACCUGGGGCUCCAGCGACGAAGACGAGUGGGAGAGCAGCUUCGACCCGUUGUGGGUCGUCGACGCCGACGAACUCGAGCUCCACCGCCGCUGGACCGACCAGAACGGCAUCACCACCGCUGGGCAGCCGGCGGGCGUCAUCAAGGGCAAACCGCUGCGGCGUUCGCCGUUGGCCACCAACUCGACGGUCUCCACCUCCCUCUCGCUGCCGGCCAGCGAACACCACCCCACAGCGCAGCACCUCGACGUCGGUGCCGGUGCCUGUGCUGACGUCAGCACUUCCCGGCCGCCGUCGCCCUCGACCACCGCGACCGCGACCGGUCAUCAGAUCUCCUACGCGCAGCUGCAGUCCGCCGCCAAUGCAGCGUCUUCUGCGGCGGCGCGCCAUUCGCCCUCCUCUUCACCGCGAAAGCCGGUCGACGUGCCGGCCGGUUCGCUUCUGCCGGCGCUCGACCUCGAUCGUGUGGUGUCGUCGCCCGUCUCGCUGGGCUCGUCGAUGUCGCGCCGAAACACGAUCGCCACCCCGCGCGAGGCUCGAGGAGAUGCGUCGUCGGCGGCCGCUGUGGUGAGCCAGUGGAAAGUAGGGAAGAUCUCUCCGCGCGGCGACGACGACGUCAAGAGCGAAGCGACACCGGCUCAAAAGAACGAAAGCGAAGAGGCGACCGUUGCCAAAUGGAGCCCACGGCGCUCGGAGCUACAGAUCUCCUUCGAGCGGUUCGAGGCUCGACUCGCCCUCAAGAAGCAGCAAUCCGCGGUGAUCGGAGUUAAAACACCCGAAUCCAACGAGCAGCCGCAGCCGCAACGCGACCAGGGCAAGACGGCCAACAGCAAGCGGAGCGGUUCGAAGCGGAAGAUGAAGAAGAACGUGCGGAGCCUCAACAAGGAGGAGACCGACGCGAAGAGGAAGAAGAAGCGGAGCGAGGCGGAGACGCGCCGGACCUAUCGACGCAGCCAGGGCUCGCCUCCGAUGCUGCUCCGCUCCGCCGCCGCCGCGGUCGAGAGCGACAGUGACAGCAGCGAAGUAGCCGGUUACCUGGCCGAGUGCGGCGGCAGCGAGACGGAGAGUGAGGAGGAGAAGAGAGCUAAGGCCAGCAGUGCGCCGGUCUCGCCCCACUCCUCAUCAUCGUCGUCGAUGUCGUCGUUGGCCGUCAUCGCCAGCCUCGCGCUGCGCUCGGGCGGCGGCUUCCCACUUAACAGGUCGCGAUCUUCCGAAGUGCAGGCGAAGGCCAGGCGCACGAUCUCGAAGGAGGACAAGAAGCGCGACGAUGCCAAUAACGUCGGCGCCGGGGCCAUCUCUACCGACCACCUACCUGCCAUCGCCACUGCCACUCCUUUGCCGCCGAACAACAACAUCAACAGCAGCAGCGUCAACAAGGCCAGCAGCAACCACACGCACGACAGCUCGGCGACUGACAACGCCGAGCUGACGUGGAAGACGAUCUGGCAGGAUCCGCACGAGGGAGAGACCGAGGGGGCGGUCACGCUGACGUCAUCAUCAUCGUCGUCGACACCACCGCUGACGUCGUCGCUGUCGGCCAACGAGGCCUCGACGCGGAAGGCGCUCAAGCGCGGGCUCGAGGGGCGGAGCGCGUCGCUCCCGCCCGUGCCCUCGCGGCCGCCGCUCGCGCCGCCCUCGUCGCCUUCGCUCCCGCCCCACAUCGAGCCGCUGCCCUUCCCGCCCUUCGCCACCUCCCCGCCCGCCUCGCUCAACCCGCUCGCGUCGCCGCCCGCACCCGCCCCGUCGUCGUCGGUCGCGUCGCCGUCGCUGCGGCACCGGUGCCGAGCCGAGAGCAGCGGCGCGCCGCAGCAGCUGAUGCUCGUCCCGCCUCCGCUGUUGCCCCAUGUGUACCAGAAGCAGCAACAGCAGCAGCUCCUGCAUCACCACCCGCACCGCAGCUUGGAGCGCGUGCGCACCGUGGUGCUGUCGCCGUCGCUCGCCACUAGGCAGCCGCUGCGGCUGCAGCAACAGCGUCAGGCCGGUCUGAGCGUGGUGUCUCUAGGCUGCUCGAGCAGGGCCGCGGCCGAGAGCGGCGAGAUCAACACGAGCUCGUUCUUGCGGUCGCAGAGCGAGGAGAUCAGCGCCCGCUCGUUCGACGACGACUUUGACAACGGCGACGAUGACAGCGGUGGCGUCGACCAGGUCGAUGAUGGCCUCCACGAGCGCAGGCAGGUGACCAGUUGGCGUGGGCGGAGCGGCGGUGAGUGGCGCAACCGCAGCCGCGAGUCAGGGUUUCACCACCAGAGCGACGACCUCGCCACCCGACGGGCACGAAUCGAGCGCGCUCGCUCCUUCGGCGGGGCAAAGGCCGACGCCGAUCACUGCGACAGCGGCGACGACGACGACGACGACCUCCUCCUAUUCGUCAGCGAUGAUGACGACGAUAGCGUUUUCGUCGACGACGAGGUCGACGGCGGCGAAGAGGAGGAGCACUUGAUCGAGGCCGAGCUGACCUCCUUCCUCAAGCGCACGCGCAGCGGGAGCCACAAGCCCCUGCGCGACUUCAGCGGGUCCCUCGAGGGACGACGCAGCCCGCUGACAGUGCGGCUGGUGCCACAUCACCACCAUCACCACCACCACCCCCACGCCUCGAUGACGCCAACGACGCGGGACGCAUGUGGCGACGAGCUGACCAUCACCGACGGCGGGCUCGAGUCCGGCGAGUCGCACACGGCCGGCGGCGCGUCGAGGGACUCCGGCCACGAGCUUCCUUGCCGCAGUCCUUGGGGCAUCACCAUCGAGUGA